Messenger RNA from Vanessa atalanta (red admiral), 1405 nucleotides. RefSeq lists its product as uncharacterized. The coding region runs from base 175 to 1197 and encodes 340 amino acids. Gene Ontology annotation, molecular function: cyclin-dependent protein serine/threonine kinase inhibitor activity; 7SK snRNA binding. Gene Ontology annotation, biological process: negative regulation of cyclin-dependent protein serine/threonine kinase activity; negative regulation of transcription by RNA polymerase II. The transcript has a single exon. Gene Ontology annotation, cellular component: cytoplasm; nucleoplasm; nucleus. The record is from RefSeq and is a predicted model, not a curated record. NCBI's taxonomy places the organism in Eukaryota, Metazoa, Arthropoda, Insecta, Lepidoptera, Nymphalidae.
UAUAAAAUGAAUAUGGCGAAGCUAGAGAUGUUGUGUCUAGUUCAGAAUUUAGUGAAUAGAAAAGGAUCAUUAUUAAAGUUACUUUUGGGUUAGUGGCGUAUUCGUGUUAAUCAUAGGUGCGAGCAAAUUGGUGAAAUUAAAAUAUAGUGACUUGUAUAUCUGUUGUUUUGCAAAAUGGAUGUUAAAAACAUAUCAGAAAUAAAAGAUGGCGAAUCAACGAGUCCUCUUGUGCUGGUAGAAGCGCCAUCUAUAUUAGAAGUGCCAAAUCUCAAACUAGAUGGAAGUGUAAAAAAAAAGAGAAGACGCGGGAAAACCAAACGAAAAAUUAUAAAACCAUUUUUAAAAAUGCCUUGGCAGGAAAGAAGAAUGAUUGAUAAUUCUAAGAGAAAUAAUCGAUUUCGAAAAAUCGUUUUAUCAAAAACCCAGGCACCUUUUAAUAAUAAUCAAUUUCUAAUGGAAAUUCAUAAACCAGAACCAGAAAAUAAUUUCAACUUAUUCAGAACCCCGUCUGCUCGAACCCGGGAUUCUAGUUUUAGUGUAGAUUCAGAGGAAAAUUACUUUUUUUCACUCCCAGAAGACGAGGAAGAAUAUUUAACCAAGGAAUUUUCUAGUGUUUACGAAGACGCGCAAAGUGAACGGUUAUCAAAUAUGUCUAAAAAUGAACUUGUUCAAGAAUAUCUUUUGCUUGAGGCUAAAUAUGAUAAUCUCAUAAAGAGGAAUGAGCGAAGUAAAGUGAAAGACACGGAGGGAGACAAAGAUGUGUCAGUAGCAGAUAAGGAUGUCUCAAUUACGGAUAAAGAUAGCAUGCUGACUGACCGGGAUACUUCAGGUACAUCUGUCAUGUCUGGUUCAAUAGACGAGCCCUCAGUUUAUGACGUCAUGCAGAGAUUGAAGGAGCAAGAUGAGCAAAUUCGCGAACUACAGCUGGCUAAUGAAAAAUUACUUUUAGAAAAUAGCCAUUUAAGACAAAGAAAUCAGGGCUCAAGUGAAGAUUCAGAGAGUGACAGCUCUUCUACUUCUGAUAGUUGCAGCAGUUCAAGUUGUAGUUCAAGUCCUGAACAUGAACCUGUUUUGGUAAAUGGUGAUGUAGCAGCUAAUGAAAACCACAUUGUUAAUGGAGAGCAUAAUGUCACGAAUGGUGUACAACCAACUCCGCCUCUUGUCAAUGGAUUUCACAGUCCAAGUGAUAAAAACUAAAGUGAACAGUAUAUAAACUUUUAAAGAUGGACAAAGUAAUAUAUGUGUUAGUCUUACGUUUAUAGCCUUAGCUCAAAAAAGGAAUAAAUAUAAACAAACUAUAGAUUUAUAUAUUCCAUUUGAUAUAGUAAUAGCUGUAGCACUACAAACAGUUCUUGAUUAAUAUAUUUUAUUUUAUAAUACCACCACUAUUUCACUUUCAUUUUAU